Messenger RNA from Microdochium trichocladiopsis, 554 nucleotides. RefSeq lists its product as uncharacterized. The annotation marks the transcript as partial. The record is from RefSeq and is a predicted model, not a curated record. The transcript has a single exon. Lineage: Eukaryota; Fungi; Ascomycota; Sordariomycetes; Xylariales; Microdochiaceae.
AUGAAGCUCUCUAGUCUCGAGGCGUGGUAUCAGGCAUAUAUCGCAGAGGACGACAACGCCACUGGCGUAGACUCAGCCGUCGUCCAGGCUGUCAAGUCCGACUACCUCGAUGACGAUCUGGUCAAUUCACGUGUUCAAAGUCUCCGGGCAACGGCAUGCGUCGAGCAAGGUUUCUGCCAUCAGUGCAAGCAUCUUCUUGAACAUUGGCCGGGCCUUCCCAGAGAUGUGUUGCGGGCUCAUCGAAUUGCGCGGGUCCUGGAGACGGAAGAGGUCGAGGCAGCAGCCCUCGAAGGCUGCAGGUUUUGCACAUUCAUCUUCUACCGGCUGAAUUUUCAGGGUCUUCUCAGAACAUUUCGAAGAAUUGAGGCACGACUUCGGAGGCUUGGGCUCCCUGCAACAGCCUCUCUAGCCGUCCAGAACUGGACAGAGCUCGACUUCACCCCUCAGCUGCUGUGGGUCAAUUUUCCUGGAAAUAGUGCGAGCGAGUACGGGUCCCAGGGGCGGAAUCCUCACAUUUCGAGUCACAUGUCAUAUCACCCCCUCUGUACGCUGAA